This is a messenger RNA of Betta splendens (Siamese fighting fish), 1370 nucleotides long. RefSeq names its product Fc receptor-like protein 5. Bases 54 to 779 code for a protein of 241 amino acids. NCBI's taxonomy places the organism in Eukaryota, Metazoa, Chordata, Actinopteri, Anabantiformes, Osphronemidae. The transcript has 5 exons. Gene Ontology annotation, molecular function: transmembrane signaling receptor activity. The record is from RefSeq and is a predicted model, not a curated record. Gene Ontology annotation, biological process: cell surface receptor signaling pathway.
GCAGAGGAAGACGAUGUUUUCUACUGAAUGCGAAAUCAGAUCUGAUCUUACCUAUGAUUAGGAUGAAGGAACCCUUUCUACUGCUUUUCCUGACUUCACUGCUGUUCUGCAAAGAAAAACAAGCGUCUCUGACUGUGAGCCCUAGAAGCUCCCAGUUCUUUCAAUGGACAUCUCUCUCUAUGAGCUGUGAGAUGGGUGACAACACCACAGGAUGGAGAAUCAGGAGGAACACCACGGAUGAAAUCGAAACCGACUGUGGCGUUACCUGGGGAACUUCAACCGCAUUUUCAUGUCAGAUUGGUCUAACAGCGCUGUGGGACAGUGGCGUUUACUGGUGUGAAGCCAAAGAUGGAGCGACAAGUAACGUUAUCAACAUCACAGUCACAGACCACCCAGUGAUCCUGCAGAGUCCAGUCCUCCCUGUGAUGGAGGGACAUAAUGUCACAUUGCUUUGUAAAACAGAGAGCCCUCGCUCCAACCUGUCAGCUGAGUUCUAUAAGGACGGCUCCCUCAUCAGGACCGAGCCCACCGGUCACAUGACCAUCCACCGCGUCGCCAAGUCUGACGAAGGCCUCUACAAGUGUCACAUUAGCAGUGAUAAUGAGUCCCCACCCAGUUGGAUCUCUGUGUCAGAAAAGCCUACAACCACAUCUGCACCCCCUCCCUCCACCCCCACCCUCCAGCUGGUUCUGAGCCUGCUCCAUCACCUGUUAGUGAUCUGUCCUUACUUCAUCUGCACUCUGCUCAUGGUGUCCUUAUAUCGAAACAGGUCUAAAUAAAUCACUAAUCUUACACAAAACCAAUUCAUCAACCAAUCAGUUCAGCUUAGGCAGUGACAAGUUUUUUUCUAUUCAACUUGGAACCAACUACAGGAAGUGGACUAGACAUCUUGAGUGUGAUGACACUAUCCAUUGAGGCUAAGCAUAGAUUGAAUGAUAACUUUAAUGUGGUCAGUGACGUGACCACUGAGCAACAAAGGCACCCGAUUGGAUUAUGUCAUCACCUACAUGUAUAAAUACAUGUGGGAAAUACAAGUAUUUAUAAUAACUAUUAAAUGGGUUCACAACCGAUAUUUAGUAUUUUAAUUGUAUAUUAUAUGAAGUGUUUUUCUCUCCUUGCAGCAGGUUACGAUGUUCCUCGCCACUACAGGGGUGUCCAGCUCCAGUCCUCAUGGGCCACUGUGCUGCUAGUUUUCCCAACUCUCCCUGCUGAUUACCUUGAUCAGGUGUGUCAGUUAGCUAAUGAUUGCCUAACAAACCUGGUCCAUGGAAUCAGUAUUAGCUGGUGCAGGGAGAGUUGGAACAAGGACAGCAGCCCUUGAGGACCGUGUUUAGACACCCCUGCACUACUACUUUUGAAAGGUUCAGUGC